This is a messenger RNA of Paraglomus brasilianum, 3120 nucleotides long. NCBI's taxonomy places the organism in Eukaryota, Fungi, Glomeromycota, Glomeromycetes, Paraglomerales, Paraglomeraceae. The record is from the annotation of a GenBank genome assembly.
AUGAAGUAUCUCACUUUGAUACUCAUUCUCGCUGCCGUAACUUAUGCUUAUGCUACAUCACCUCGGCUGCAAAGUAAAUCUGACAUCACGAAUUCUCGGCUGCUAGUUAAACCUCCCACCACGAAUUCUCGGCUGCAAUUUAAACCUGCCACCACAAAUUCUCGGCUACAAGGUAGAUCUAAUACCGCAUAUCUUGAAGCAAGGAAGCUUAAUAGCAAAUAUGCUGGAUUAUCUCUAUUGGCAAACGCUAGUGCCUGCACCGAUCCAACAUACGUUCCGUGUCCAAAUAGCAAUGGAUGUUGCCCUACACUUGCGACAUGUGUACCUAACAGUCAAAGCUGCAACAUUCCAUGUACUGCCAAAGAUAUACCUUGUGGUGAUGGUUGCUGCUUCCCUGACCAAGUUUGCACACCUGACUUUUAUUGUAAUCCUGGUACUCCUCCUCCUCCUUCUGCGUGCGACAUUGGAUAUUUUCCGUGUCAAGAUCAGCAAGGUGGAUGUUGUCCUGAUGGCACACAAUGUAUUCCUAAUAAUCAGUGUAGUCCUCCUCCUUCUGCGUGCGACAUUGGAUAUUUUCCAUGCCAAGAUCAGCAAGGUGGAUGUUGUCCUGAUGGCACGCAAUGUAUUCCUAAUAAUCAGUGUAGUCCUCCUUCUGCGUGCGACAUUGGAUAUUUUCCAUGUCAAGAUCAGCAAGGUGGAUGUUGUCCUGAUGGCACGCAAUGUAUUCCUAAUAAUCAGUGUAGUCCUCCUUCUGCGUGCGACAUUGGAUAUUUUCCAUGUCAAGAUCAGCAAGGUGGAUGUUGUCCUGAUGGCACGCAAUGUAUUCCUAAUAAUCAGUGUACGAAGAAGAAUACUUUAGAUUGGUACAACCAAGAAUUACAGAUCCUAAUCAGAAAACGACAUUACAAGAGGCCCGAACAAUCGGUUACUACAGAAAUGCAGAAGGGAGAAAUUAGAGAAGAGAGUGAGGGGAAGGAAGAUGAAGUAGAAAAUUUCGGAGAGGCAGCAGCGACUAAUGGCACACAAAAUGGUAAAAUUCACACGGCAAAGAGAAGGAAGAUCAAUAACAAGGAUGAAAGAAAUGACGAGUCUGUAUCAUCCAAGAAACCCGAGACCAGGAAUACGUCAACAAACAAAAAUAAUGAACAGAACGAUCACAACAAGAUCAGAUUGGAUGAUAGAGAAGCAAAGGAGAUGAAAUGGUUAGAGAAAAAACUAAGAUUGAAUAAGAAUGGAAACUGGAACAAGAAUGGAAAACUUCCCAAGGCUUUUGUGGAUGACGGUCUCGAUGAGUUGCUCGAUGGAAUAAGCAUAGGAUCAAAGAGGAUAAUGCGGGAAGGACUAUCAAAGAAGGCAGGCACCAGGAAAGAAAAUUAUGACUACAACUCAAAGUCCAGUACCGAAGUUGAAAAGCAUUCUAGGUCGGCGGAUGUUGACAAAAAAUAUAUUCCUCCUCACCUCCGCGCAAAGGCAGCGGAAGAUGACGGUGAACGUAGGGAACAGCUGUCAAGAUUACAAAAGCAUAUAUUAGGUUUACUUAAUCGACUGAGCGAACAAAAUAUUGAGGUAAUUUUGUCGUCUAUAGAAGAAUUAUAUUGGAAGUUUCCACGCCAUGAUGUAACCGCCACUUUGUCAACGCUGAUUUUGAACACGAUAUCACAAAAGUCUGGCCUAAUCGAUCAGUUUGUGAUUACAUAUGCAGCGUUGGUAGCUGGAUUAUACAAGAUCAUUGGAAUUGAUUUUUGCGCACAUGUAGUCCAAGAACUAGUAUCAGACUUUACUAGAUAUUACGAUAAUUCAUCCUCUGCUAUGCCAGACGACAAUUCAACGUCCACAAAGGAACCGAUAAAUUUAGUAACGCUUACCGUAGAACUCUAUAAUUUUCAAGUGGUUUCAUGUGUCUUAAUGUAUGACUUGAUAAGGUCAUUUUGCAAAGAGAUGAAUGAACUGAAUGUUGAACUUUUAUUGAAAGUUUUGAGAAACUCUGGAUCACAACUUAGACAAGACGACCCAAGCGCACUGAAGGAGAUCAUCCAGUUGAUUCAGACUGUUAUGGCCAAAACUGAUCCUCAAAGGCUAACAUCUCGCGCAAGGUUCAUGCUGGAAACAAUUGUAAAUCUCAAGAAUAAUAGAAUAAAGCAAAAUCAUUCAGGCAACGUAGAAGUCGUGAUUAGAUUGAAAAAGUUUCUGGGGAAUAUGAAUAAGAGAUGGCAAGUACAAGCUACCGAGCCAUUGAGGGUGUCACUGGAAGAUAUACGCAACGUUGAAACUAAAGGCAAAUGGUGGCUAGUGGGCGCGUCUUGGAUAACAACCUCUGAUAAAAAUCCUCCUACAACGCCAUCCAUGGAUUCAACCAUCCAUUCCGCUAAUGAGUCAUUACUAGCGCUCGCAAGAAAACAAAAAAUGAACACCGACGUCAGGAGGUGCAUUUUUGUCGUGCUGUUGAGUAGCGAAGAUUACGUUGAUGCAUUCGAGAGAUUGAUGAAACUGAAUUUGAAGGACGUUCAGGAAAGAGAAAUACCCAGGGUUAUUUUACAUUGUUGCGGUAAUGAAAAGACCCACAAUCCUUACUAUUCUUUACUAUCACACCGGCUUUGCAUGCACUCCCAUAGCCACAAAAUAACUUUCCAAUAUUGUCUUUGGGACUUCCUGCGUGAGUGCGGAGAGACUGAUGUUGGAGGCAUGGAGUUGUUGAAGAAGAGCAAAGGCGGCGGAGAACAAGCAAAAGUGGAUGUGAGGAGAGUGGUCAAUGUUGCAAAGUUAUAUGCUUGGUUAAUCGUCAAAAAGGGAAUAUCAAUGAGGGUUUUGAAGACGGUAACCUUUACACGCCUUCAACCGCGAACAGUUCUGUUCUUCCAGCUCCUUUUCACAGACAUUUUUCUUCUAUCUCAAUCUUUGACAUACAAUCAUUCUUCUCGCGAUCCUACCUUGAUCGUCGAAGCGUUUACAGACAUCCUAAAUAAUCCCAUCCUAAUUCAGGGAAUUAAAUUCUUUUUGCAACAGUUUGUGAAAGAUGGAGAGAUCUUGGACAAAGAAGAUGAAAAAGAAAUAGUCAGAUUUGGAUGCGAAGUGACCAAGGAGUUGUUUUCGCAUGAGGUUGUGAUUGAGAAGAUGGAGUGA